This is a messenger RNA of Heterotrigona itama, 398 nucleotides long. The record is from the annotation of a GenBank genome assembly. NCBI's taxonomy places the organism in Eukaryota, Metazoa, Arthropoda, Insecta, Hymenoptera, Apidae.
AUGGCUUUGCCAUGGUCUAAGGAUUACCAUGGGAUACGCACCUUCCGCACAGGGCCCUUGCCAGGGGCUGGCGAAUUUACGAUUUUCGGUCAAAAAAUCGUCGGGGCAUCAACCAAAGCAGAAUUUCAACAAUGGUGGCCGCUAGCGAGCGAGCCGCAUGCAAUGCUGACACCUUGCGGUGGCGGCGCGAAUUACGUUUCUGUCUUACUUCCUCUUUCAUUAACCCUUUUCGCUCGUUCGUUCACAGUACACAUCCUUCCUCAUGUAUGCACAAUCUUUUUUCCCCCCGAAUUCUCACUACUAUUUUUUUUUUUCUACUACUAUCCGAAUAUUUAGUAAUAAAAAUUUCAAUUUAGAGAUUCAUCUCAUUUUUUGCUUGUCAAUUUGUAUUUCUCUGA